AUGAAUCAACUACCACUGGUCCUGGCGCCAGUAGCCACCCCAGUGAAGCCAACAUACGUAUCAGACCAACAACAAAGACUACUCGACGCAUUCGGCACUGAUAACGACUACUUUGCAGUGGCCGACGUCUUGCUCGAGAUCGAAGCUGAAGUAGCACCCAAGACAAACGUCGCUGAUCACGACGGAUGUGGACCGGCCACCGACAAAUACGAGUUUUUCCUCACGGCCCUCGACAUCUCCCUCAAAAUUCAAGGCGACAGAAAUGAUCCAGCUGAGGUACAGGCUUUCACGACGGGACGUGCAGCUUUCGAAGUAGAAUGUUCAACGCUCCACGGAAAAAAGCGUAUACGAAAAGCUGUCAAUGCAAUGUAUGGAGGGCAAGGCAGCACGCGGACAUUCUUUCACUCCGAGCUCGACCUGGAAAAGUUACGUGAGAAAGUCCUCGCGUUCACGAUAUUCCACCGCAACGUCGUACUUCCUGCAGCGAUCGCGGCAGGGGUAUCUCACAUUUCCUUGCCUGGAGAAUGCGGUCUUGCGAUCAAAGGAUACAGCAGGUGCUACGAUCAUUUCAAAAUGGUCGAUAGCCCUCUGCUAUUCCAGCUGAUACAGCUUAUCUUCAAAACGGUUUUUCCCAAGCGUGGAUUUAAGCUGUUCCAAGUCUACCUUUUCGACGUCCUGGGCGAGAACGCUGCGGAAGUUGGCGAGAGUAUCGGUACGUUGUUCACCAACGCUUACUCUACUACUGGUGGGACAAACGUGGAGCAAGCCGGAAUUUCACAAAGCAACUUUCAAGGCAUGACGGUGAAGGUCUGGAAGAGUGUAAUGCUCGAGGUCGCUAAAUCGCCAUGGAGGCCAUUGGAGCAGAUCGAGCGGAACAUUACCAAAAUGAAGGAUCUUUAUCGGAGUCGUGCCAAACGCGAGGCCAUGGACGAACAGAACCUGCGCUACCGCGAAAGAUUGAACCAAGAACGGGACCGUUUGGGCAACGCAGUGUACAAUGCGGAGCUCACAAUUUCAUCAUUGGAAUCUGCGCUCGCAGGUAUCCAGCAGAGUUUGCAGUACCAUACUGAACAGCGAAACUUGAGCAAGGAAGAAGAAGUGGAAAUUGAACGUUCAUACGAGUCUCUGGACACGUUGAAGCUCACAGUGGCGGUUGCGCGCGCGACCGCCGUUCCUCCCACCGGAACGCAGCCAGAUCAUACGAUCGAGACGUCCCAGCUCACGGAAGACGAACUGGAAGCAAAGCUAGUCACCGAUGCAAGUGAGGCCAUACUAGACGCUUUCCACGCCGGUUUCUUCGGUCCUGCAGAGGAAGUCGACAGAGACGGCUGCACUCAGGACGUCAAAGUCGGCCCGAGCUCUUCGGACACGGAAAGCAUUCAAGACACGACGGAGACUGCAGAAGCCGGGACGGAUAUGAUGGACUUCACCAUGGGCGAGGAAGCCUCACGUCUGUGGACCCAAGGACUUGCUGAUACAUUACCCGAGGGUCGUCCAGACAGCAACCUAGAGGCUACUCAGGUCCACCGAGAUGCGACGACCGAAGAGCCCGAAGAUGAAGAGGAUCACAGCAAUCUGGACGGCAAGUCCCAAGAUUCCGAACAGCGAUUUCGAGAUGAAAUGGAAGCUGAGUUUGCCGAGUAUACCGGAAAUGCUCAUAGCUACCAACCUUGCGAAACGCAACAGGCAUUGGGCACUUCACGCACCCACUUCAUGCAAGGUUACGGCGAAUUUGAGAUAUCUCACACUCCUCCGCCGGUUCGGCCUCUUCGAUUUACCACAGAUCAAUACCUGCGCCAGAUCGAUAUUGCCAUCCCAACACUUUCCUUUUCCAUGGCAGACUACGUGUCUGAUUUCGAGGCCGCGGGUUUCACUCCGGCGAUCAUUCCCAGAUGGGAUUACGAUGCAUGGCUCAUCCAGUUCACGGAACCCUCCCAUUCAAAUUGUCGAUCUUCACUUCACGUCGUCCACCUACAAGCACUAACACGGACAAACAUGUAUUCGGAACCGCUGAGAAUCAUCAUAUAUCACCUUGAUGGUACCGAUCACUCGACCGAGCUGCGUCGUGACCCCCGACCACGCGAGAAUGGAACUCUGGACAUGGCGGAGGAGACUGGCGAGUACAACGGGAAGAGGAAGGGAUUGAAGAGCGACUUCGAAUCUCAAAUCGAUCACCUGCAUCACGGCCGUUUCCUGCUCUCGAUCACCUGCAGCACGCCCAUCUCCUACUCACGUCGGCGUCAUCAUCCGCCCAUUGCGCCGCGCCUCAAAUUGGGAUUCAGCGAAGCCAUCCGACUCAUGUCUGACGGGUUGAUCUGGAGAGUGCAUCUUUUCGCUCCUUGCCAUGCAUUUGGAUGUGCUGAUGGCGCUGUGCUCGCGAGAGGCCAAACCGCAGUUGCUCUGUCAUAUGAGUCACCGGAUAUUGAGGAUGUCAUGGCUACGGCAUGUAUCUCAUCAAGGAUACCCGAGGGAUGUUCGGUUCAGAAGUCCGCAAUUGAUCUCUUCGAGUCUGCUCCCGAUCGUUCUUCCGUGCUAGUGCCACAAUUCCGCGGCUACCGGCGGAAGGAGAAUAUCGACCGGCUAAGUCGUGAGGAGUCGCUCGAAACAAAACCCGAGCCAGGAGCAGACCACUGUCGAAUGAUCUGCAACGAGCUGUGGUCUGGAGAGACGCCGCCUACGUGCCUCUUGUCGCUCCUUGCUUUUAACGUGGAGUUCUCCGACGACAGCAAGACCUGCAUCAACAAAAAGCUCACCAACGACAAGACUCUCCAGAUCCGGCACCAAGCCAUCGAAGUUCUCCUCUUUCCCGUCAUUCUGAUGUCGACCAGCACAACUGCCUUGAUCAGCUUCUUGCGCCUCGUACCUUGCGAACUCGUCGAACUCAUCCAACACGUCCGCCUCAGCGUGCCACAAGUGGACGAAGCCUCGCGGCAAAUCAGCGGAACCUUCUGGGAUGACAUCGAACGGAAUCGGAUUCAUGCAGGCGAGCAGCUGAAGAUCUCGUUAAAUGAGACUCUAACAAUCCGCAAGCACAAGACCUCCAUCGUUCUCACUCGCUGCUUGAGCCAGUCCAGAUACGCUGACCUUGAGAUCAGCGCCCACGACAAGGUCCUUCUGCUCCCUCGCCUGGCCGUCUGCAGCGCCGCCUUCCACGUGCCACUCACAACCGUCACCCACAACCUUCCCUCACGACCUUCACCGCAGUCCUCCACCACAAGCCACUUCACCACAGGCCUGCUCGCCACGCUCUCCUUCAACACGUUCUCCAACAUCCUUCACCGACAAGCCGUUUUGCGCGGUCACUCUUACCAUGGCGACAAAGUCCUAUGUUUCGAUCGAAUACAACCAAGAAGAAAUCAAAACAAACGUGAGCUCAAAAGCACUCCCGAAGAGUUGAGGGUUAUCGGACAUACUUGGAGCACGGGCAAUGUAACCCUCCAAUCCAUCCCCUGUCGCGAGGCAGAAGCAGCGAUGAACGCAGUGUGUUUGGCCAACUCCAGAACUGACGUCGUCGAGGAGGACCACACGUUCGCCACAGAAUGA
Zymoseptoria tritici IPO323 is the source of this 3543-nucleotide messenger RNA. RefSeq lists its product as uncharacterized. Lineage: Eukaryota; Fungi; Ascomycota; Dothideomycetes; Mycosphaerellales; Mycosphaerellaceae. The transcript has 8 exons. Bases 1 to 3543 code for a protein of 1180 amino acids. The record is from RefSeq and is a predicted model, not a curated record.